Molecule: messenger RNA, 4241 nt
Organism: Mauremys mutica (yellowpond turtle)
Lineage: Eukaryota; Metazoa; Chordata; Testudines; Geoemydidae
Product: histone-lysine N-methyltransferase PRDM9-like
Exons: 11
Coding region: 220-2610 (796 amino acids)
Biological process (GO): regulation of transcription by RNA polymerase II; positive regulation of reciprocal meiotic recombination
Cellular component (GO): nucleus
Molecular function (GO): zinc ion binding; histone H3K4 methyltransferase activity; RNA polymerase II cis-regulatory region sequence-specific DNA binding
Source: RefSeq, a predicted model, not a curated record
GGGGAGAGACCCCAGCCCGGGCCGAGCCCCGGGGGCCAAGGGGAGAGACCCCAGCCUGGGCUGAGCCCCAGGGGCCGAGUGGAGAGACCCCAGCCUGGGCUGAGCCCCGAGGGGAGAGACCCCAGACCAGGCCGAGCCCCGGGGGGGCCAGGGGAGAGACGCCAGCCUGGGCUGGGGGCCAAGAGUUUACUGGGGCAGCAGGGCAAGUUGUCAGGCACCAUGAGUGACAAUGCUGGAGAAGGGAGAGCAUCAGAAAAGAGGAAAGAGCAAAAAAGCAGGAAAGCAGGAGAGAGUUCCCAGGUGGAAGAUGAAUUCAAAGAACUGUCCAUCUACUUCCCUAAGGAGCAAUGGGCAGAGAUGGGAGCCUGGGAGAAAACCCGCUACAGGAACAUGAAGCGGAACUAUGAGUUUAUGAUUGAACUAGGCCUUCCUACCCCGAAACCUGCCUUUAUGUGUCGUGGUCGACGUCCCCAAAACCCCAUCAUAUACGACUCGGAGUCUGAUGAAGACUGGACACCAAAACCUUUAGUUAAAACCUUCAGGCCACCACGUAAAUCUGGCAGUUUGAAACAGGAAAAAAAGAAAAGGCAGAACAUCAGUCAAAAUGAAAAGACAGUGCUGGAGAAGGCCUCUGAGAAUCAAACAGACACUGAGAAAUUGAACAAAAAUUCAGAUGUGGGCACCAGAAUCCCUGUCACUAAUGUUGUUGAUCUGAAAACUGAUCUACCCAGGUUAGCAGCUUCUAAAACCCAAGGGCAGAGCACCCAAGUUAACACGUACAGCUUACGAAAGAGAGAGAAAAAAGUGUACGUUGAAAUAAAUGAACCACAAGAUGAUGAUUACUUAUUUUGUGAGGCUUGCCUGACAUUCUUCAUUGAUGAGUGUUCAGUUCAUGGCCCUCCAGCUUUCAUCAAAGACCCAAUAGUAGAAACAGGACAGGAAAGGAGAGCAGCUCUCACUUUGCCCCCGGGGAUGAGAAUUGGGCUUUCGAGUAUCCCACAGGCUGGGCUUGGAGUCUGGAAUGAGGCAGACACCCUGCCGAUUGGAGUUCAUUUUGGCCCAUACGACGGAAGGAUAACAGAGGAGGAGGAAGCAGCCCACAAUGGUUAUUCUUGGCUGAUCACCAAGGGAAGAAACUGGUAUGUGUACAUUGAUGGAAAGGAUGAAACUAAUGCCAACUGGAUGAGGUAUGUUAACUGUGCUAGGGAUGAGGAAGAGCAGAACCUUGUCGCUUUCCAGUAUCAUGGGAAAAUCUACUAUAGAGUGUGCAGGGCCAUCCUGCCGCACUGUGAGCUUCUGGUCUGGUACGGGGAUGAAUACGGCAAGGAGCUGGGAAUCAAGUGGGGAACGAGAUGGAAAAGCACAGCGCCACCCAAAGUGCGUGGGCAGGAUCCACACUGCCAUCCAUGCCCUCGCUGCAGGCUGACUUUCAGCAGCAAAGAUUACCUCAGCCAACACUUGAAGCGUAAGCACCUGCCUACCGAAUUGCAGACUGAAGAAGACGAAGGUGCUCUGGGAGGGGAAUCUUGUCCUAAAACCAGAGGUCUUUCCUUCCCGGGGGAUCCACCAUCACAGCAGCUGCCACCAGACCCCAGCUCCCUCCACAAAGGCACAUGGGGAAAGAAACCACAUUUGCAAGGGCAGAGGGAAGGUGUGGGAGGUAGAGAGGCGUUUGGCUUACUGUCAAACCUGCCUCCGCAGCAGUGGAGGGACACAACAGGGGAGCCACAUGCACAGAGCGAAACAGGGGAGGCGGGAGGUGGCGGUCGCAGACAGAAGUAUUCCUGCGGCGAGUGUGGGCAGAACUUCCACAGGCCAUCACACUGGGUUAGACAUCAGCAGAGCCACACAGGAGAAAAGUCCUAUCCUUGUGGUGAGUGUGGGAGGAGGUUCAGCAAGUCGGCCAGCCUCACCAGACACCAGCGCAUUCACACAGGAGAGAGGCCCUUUCAGUGCCUGGAGUGUGGGAGGAGGUUCAGCCACUCCUCCAGCCUCACUACCCACCAGCGCAUCCACACGGGAGAGAGGCCCUUCCAGUGCCUGGAGUGUGGGAGGAGGUUCAGCCAGUCAGCCAACCUCACUGCCCACCAGCGCAUCCACACGGGAGAGAGGCCCUUCCAGUGCCUGGAGUGUGGGAGGAGGUUCAGCCAGUCAGCCAAGCUCACCACCCACCAGCGCAUCCACACGGGAGAGAGGCCCUUCCAGUGCCUGGAGUGUGGGAGGAGGUUCAGCCACUCCUCCAGCCUCACCACCCACCAGCGCAUCCACACGGGAGAGAGGCCCUUCCAGUGCCUGGAGUGUGGGAGGAGGUUCAGCGAGUCAUCCAGCCUCACCAGACACCAGCGCACCCACACGGGAGAGAGGCCCUUCCAGUGCCUGGAGUGUGGGAGGAGGUUCAGCCACUCCUCCAGCCUCACUGCCCACCAGCGCAUCCACACAGGAGAGAGGCCCUUCCAGUGCCUGGAGUGUGGGAGGAGGUUCAGCGAGUCAUCCCACCUCACCAGACACCAGCGCACCCACACGGGAGAGAGGCCCUUUCAGUGCUCGGAGAGUGGGAGAAGGGUCAGGCAGCCAUCAAACCUGACCGGCCACCAACGGACUCACGCCUAGAGGGGAAACACCCUGCAGACCAAACAACAUGAGGGCUCUGUGUCAAUCUUGUCGGAUUCUGGGUAAAGCAAAGAGCUGUAACGAUAGACUCAUUAACCUUCUUGGGGGCUUUUGGUUUGCUCCUCUGCUUCAUGCUGACUGCAGUGGUGAGUGUAACCCCCUUCACCUUUCCGCUCCUGGGCUGAGUGGAGAGACGCGUCCUUCCUCCACUUGCUGAGGGUUUUGUUGUUCACUAAAGUUGGGCUACUGCCCCAGCCCCUUGACUGUCCUGAGUGGCCUGCUGCAUCUGCCCCUCCAGAAGAGACUUGGCCUGUGACCAAUAGGAGCAGCACAGGAGAUAGGUGGUCCAGGAGCAGCAGGAAUCAAAGCAGUUACUGUGGCUGCUGGGCUUGAGUAGACGGUAAUCCCCUCGUGCUCUGUCCACGCUUUGCUGCAGCCUUGCUACUGUAUGAGGUGGGAGCAAGGCAGGCCUGCAGGAGCCACCUCCCGUUUGUCGCCCACCAUUCGUGGCUAGUGCAGUGGGAGCCAAGCACCUGGCCUGGGUUAGUCAGACUACAGCGAUGGUCUCACGCGAGAGCAAGGCAAGGAUGGGGUGACUAACUCUGAAUGGGUACUGGCGGGGCAGCACCUCGAGCUCGGUUCAGACUCCCGGCUGGCGUUGACGCAGUGGCUUACCAAUGCGUUCGUAAGGCUGGAAACGCCUUGCCUGCCUAUUAACACUGUUAUUCAUGGUUUGUUCCUGUUAGUUCCUUCUCUCCCUCUUGGGAAGAUGAUAUUUUUCCCUCCAUAUUUCUUCUGUAGAGAAUUUCUUUAAGCCUGUGUUAAUAAAACGAGCUUCUCUGAGACUGACCUUAUCCUGCACAGUGAUUCCCUAGCAGGGGGCAGUGACUGAACCCAAACCAGCUGCCUCUCACCACACAACCCUCUGUGCCUGAUCUAAAGGAUCUGCUCCAGCAACUGCAGCAGCAGCCUCAUAAACUUCUCUUAACUGACCCGAAACAUUGUUAAUGCAGAGUGGAGCCUGCCCAGCCCGGUCUCGUUCCCUUCCAGAAUACAGAGACUAAACCUCAACCCUGCAACCAGGAACUGCCCCUCCUAGCACAUCACCUGAACUCCACAGAGCAGGAAGCCCGCACUGAAAUGACUGCACACGUGGCCCGCUCACCCUGCCCCCCCCCCCCGCAAUGUGGCAGAGCACGUAGACAAUCCAAGGACGCAUUCAGAAAAGUCCUCUGUUAAAUAACAAGCUAAAUCUCCACCUUAACUGUCCCAGAGCCGCUGCUCGGCUCUAAUCCGGGCCUUGCUCCUGGCGGGGGAAGGGACUGGUUUGUACAACCAGGGCUCCUGCUCUUUGACUCACACUCUUAGAUGUUAUGCCAGAGGCAGGGGUGUCUCACAGCAAAGCGCAUGAAAACCUAGCAGCUGUGCCUGUUGUAACCAGCCUUGUCACACAUCGUUUUACCCUUCCAGUUACUAUGACAGUGAGGACUGGUCACAAAAAUGUUGGACUUUGAGCGGAGACGGGAACCGCACUGAGCUGUCACUGUUGUAAUACCUGGGGAAGGCGCCGAGCUCGAGAGGGUGGAACAGACACGGCUCUAUUCCCACAAACCCGCAGAACCUCAGGCGUC